AUGGCGACUCGGAAGGUGCGGUACAAGAAACUCAGCCCAAAAACAGCGCUCUCAGUGCUCCGAGAGGAUCAGAUCGAUCCCAGCGAGUACGAGAGUCUCCAAAACGAGUCUCAAAUCGCGACAGGAGUUGAGCAAGCUGAGGAAAAUGAAUACCAUUUGCAGGCCGUUUUGCAGGGCCCUGGGGCCAGCACGGACAAGGAGAUUCCCGUCCCGCCUCCCCAGGAGAGCGAGUUGAAUUACGAUGAGCUCUAUCCCAUCAAACUCUCCAAACCUGCCACCUAUAUCCGCUCCUCCCAGACUGUGGAGGAGUGUAUAGGAUGUCCAUAUGAUAUGACAGAAGAGGAUGAUGUCUUCUUAAAGUCAUAUAACGCAAAGAAGCCAGCAGCAUCCCAGCUCUCCGAAGAUGAUUUCGAGAAGAUCAUGGAUGUCUUCGAGGACACUGCGUCUGUCCAAGCCCCCUAUGCUUCGGUAGACAAGACUGUAGUUCCCUAUGACAUGAUGGUGCCGGGUCUGAAUCAACUCGACACAGCCAAGGUCAUGCCUCAUGCCAAGGAAAUCUAUGAGUACUGGAAGUCCAGGAGACAAGAGACUGGCGGCUCUCUGCAUCCUAUGCUCAAGUUUGAGACUCAUCAGGAGACUGAUGACAUGGACCCCUAUGUUUGCUUCAGACGUCGUGAAGUCCGCCAGACUCGCAAGACAAGGCAAAGAGACGUGCAGAGUGCCGACAAGCUCAAGCGGUUGCGUCGCGAGCUUGAAGACGGUCGGCAGCUCAUUAUCUUCUCUCAUGAGCGAGAGCUUCUGAAACGAGACUUGUUGACUGCGGAUCGCAUGAUCUUCGAGCAGCGAGCCAAGUUAAAGGAGGUCAAGGUUCGGCUGGGCAUCAAGGAACACGACGAGGACCUUGUCAACCAGAAGGCACAAAAGAGGAAGCCUCCUCCCGAGCAUCCGUCAGCCCAGCGACCACCAAGCACACAACUUCGUCUCCCUGUGGGCCCCACUGGGCGCCCUGUGGAGGCAGACCUCACCUUGCUUGCAGACAAGCUUGCAGAAAAGGAGAACGAGCUUCGUAAUGACAUCGAGAUGAAGAUCCAGAAUCAUCCCGGUUAA
Messenger RNA from Phaeoacremonium minimum UCRPA7, 1107 nucleotides. RefSeq lists its product as hypothetical. NCBI's taxonomy places the organism in Eukaryota, Fungi, Ascomycota, Sordariomycetes, Togniniales, Togniniaceae. Gene Ontology annotation, cellular component: piccolo histone acetyltransferase complex. The transcript has 3 exons. The record is from RefSeq and is a predicted model, not a curated record. Bases 1 to 1107 code for a protein of 368 amino acids. Gene Ontology annotation, biological process: regulation of transcription by RNA polymerase II.